CAGAACCGACAAAAGUGCAGUAGAGAGAGAAAAGUUGACCAACUUAAAUAUAUGAUCCAAAGAAAUUUAAUAAGUAAUGCUAUCAUCAAAUGAAGAAUGAAGACGAAAUUCUUUCAUCAACGAUAAUAUUACUUAGUAAAUUUCUUGUAUCACAAUCAAAACUUCUUUUCAUUUUAAUAGUGGGUAAGUUAGUUGUAAUAUUCAUAUGAUUACUUAAUUAAUGGCUUGAUUACAACACCAUAUACUGCUAAAUACUUCAGACAAGGAACCUCUUUUGCAGUUAUAAUGUAAUCUCAAAUCCAUAGACUUUCCUCCAGCAUUUAGUACACAUAUUCCCCUUUUGUGUUCACCUCAAUUGUAUCGCUUGUAAAGCAAAUGACCAAUCAAACUCUACUGAAAUUCCAAGAAAAAACUAGGGUAUUUUCAUUCAUCACAUUAACAAGAACCCCUUUUGUGUUCUAAGUCUAAUUCUUGUGUAUACAAAGAGAAUUUAAUUGUUAUACCCCAAAAAAAUCAAUGGGUUUUUCAUUCAUGUGGUAAACUCAAGACCCUUUUCUGUUCUAAGUCUAAUUCUGUGUAUACAAAGAGAAUUUAGUUUGUUAUACAAUUUGCAAAUGGCUAUGGAGACUUCAAAUCAAGUGGUUCGAAGGAGUCCAGUAAGGUAUCCUGAAGUUGAUUUGUCUGUUCUGAAAGAAGGAAGUACAUUAACGCCUGUAAAUGAUGUGAUUUAUGUUGCUGUUGGGAAAGAGUUGAAGGAGACUGAACCAGCUUUGACAUGGGCUUUAAACAAGUCUGGUGGAAGGAAAAUUUGCAUUCUUCAUGUUCAUACUCCUGCUCAAAAGAUACCUAUAAUGGGUUCAAAGUUUAACAUAGAUCAAUUGGAUGUGCAACAAGUCAGAGCGUACCAUGAGAAGGAAAGGCAAGACAUGCACAAGAUCCUGGAAAAAUAUAUUCAGAUCUGUGGACGAGCCGGGGUUCGAGCUGAUAAACUUGUCCUUGAAAUGGAUUCAAUUGAGAGGGGCAUAGUCGAGCUUAUAUCGCAGCAUUACAUAGGGAAGCUUGUUAUGGGAGCUGCGGCAAACAAGUGCUACUCAAAGAAAAUGACCGACCUUAAGUCGAAGAAAGCCAUCUAUGUGCGGUUACAAGCACCCACAUUCUGCUGCAUCUGGUUUUUAUGCAAAGGGAACCUCAUUUAUACAAGAGAAAGUAAGUCAAAGAGACUUAAUACAGACAGUGUGUCACCGUCAAUUCCAGCAAGUCCAGAUAACGAUAUUAUUCCAAGAUCAAGAUCUAUAACAGAAGGUUACACCGAGCAAGUAGAGCUCAGGGGCCGGUUUACAGAUUAUCGUAGAGUUGCUUCUGACAAUCACAGGAUAAUCUUCUCUGGAAUUUCCUCCGGUAGGAGUUUACAGGCUAGUUUCCCAAGCAUGAGUUCAGAUGGAAGUGCUGAUGGCAGGGAUGGAAUACCGCUAAGUCCCUUAGUGGCUUCACGUUUUUCAUCAAGUUCAUCUGUUGAAAUGGUUGGAAAUGAGACUGCAUUUGACUCAUCCGCUCUGCAAUAUAUCAAUUUUGAUCAUCAUCAGUCAUCUCGUCCAUGUAUACAGGUCGAGAGGGUGAAUGAUGAGCCAGCUGGAAGCAUGAACGAUGAAUUCUAUGAUAGACUUGAGCAAUAUGCUGCAGAGGCAGAAAAUGCAAGGCGAGAAGCUUUUGAAGAAUCAAUCAAGCGUAGGAAAUUUGAAAAUGAUGCAAUUGAGGCUAGACGAAGGGCAAAAGAAUCAGACACAUUCUAUGCUGAUGAGUUGAGACAGAGGAAACAAUUAGAGGAAGCAAUUGCAAAAGACAAGGAAAAAGCUGAUCAGAUGAAAUCACUGCUAAAAAAACUAAAGGAGGAUCUGCGGGUAGCCGAAGCACAGACAUCUUCACUGGAGGGUCAACUCUUAAAUUGUGACACUCAGGUGCAAGAGUUGGAACAGAAAAUGUUUUCUGCUGUCGACCUUCUGCAGAAGUACAGGAAGGAGAAAGAUGAAUUGAAGGUGGAGCGUGAUGAUGCACUCAAAUUAGCUGAGUCCCAGAGGGAACAGUACUCAGAUGUGUCCUCAUUUCCAUCUCCGUCUGUACUAUUUGCUGAAUUUUAUUUUCAUGAAAUCGAAGAAGCUACUCAGAACUUCGAUCCAGCCUUGAAGAUUGGAGAAGGUGGUUAUGGAAGCAUUUAUAGAGGCCUCCUUCGCCACACUCAAGUGGCAAUAAAGAUGCUGCACCCUCAUAGCUUGCAAGGGCCCUCAGAGUUCCAACAGGAGGUCAAUAUUUUAAGCAAGUUGAGGCAUCCAAAUAUUGUGACUCUUAUAGGAGCGUGUCCAGAAGCAUGGACUCUUGUAUAUGAGUAUCUUCCUAACGGAAGCCUAGAAGAUCGUCUUACCUGCAAAGGUAACACGCCCCCGUUGUCGUGGCAAACGAGAAUUCGUGUAGCAGCAGAGCUUUGCUGUGCUCUCAUCUUCCUCCAUUCGUGCACUGCUUGGGGCGUAAUUCAUGGUGAUCUAAAACCGUCAAAUAUUUUGCUUGAUGCGAAUUUUGUGAGCAAGCUUAGUGACUUUGGAAUUUGUCGAGUUAUCUCAGAAGAAGACUCUUCAGAAAAUAGUACUACACUUGGUUACAGAACUGACACUGACCCAAAAGGCACAUUUGCAUACAUGGACCCUGAAUUCCUCGAAAUAGGAGAGCUUACUCCAAAGUCUGAUGUCUAUUCAUUUGGGAUUAUAUUAUUAAGGCUGUUGACUGGAAGGUCUGCAUUGGGGAUAAAAAAUGAAAUCCAAUAUGCAUUGGAUAAAGGAAACUUGAAAAAUCUGUUGGAUCCAACUGCUGGAGACUGGCCAUUUGUGCAAGCCAAACAGUUAGCUCACUUAGCUAUGAGUUGUUGUGAGAAGAACAGUAGGUGCCGACCUGAACUUUCUUCAGAGGUGUGGAAGGUGCUUGAGCCAAUGAGAGCUUCAUGUGGGGCAUCAUCAUCUUUUAGAAUGGGUUCCAACGAGCAUUGUGACAUUCCAUCCUAUUUUAUUUGUCCAAUAUUUCAGGAAAUCAUGCAAGAUCCUGUAGUAGCGGCGGAUGGCUUCACAUAUGAAGCAGAAGCAUUAAGAGGAUGGUUGGACAGCGGACAUGAAACCUCGCCCAUGACAAACCUUACGCUGUCCAAUACGAAUCUUGUUCCUAAUCAUGCUCUCCGUUCUGCAAUUCAAGAGUGGCUGCAAGAGCCUUGACAAAAGUUCUCAAGCCUUGUGAAAUUGUCUAUAGAAGUCAUUACAUAUUCUUCUUUAUCUUGGGUUUCUCAUGGAUGCUUAACUUUAGUUUUAAUGUAAAGCAGUACUUCAAAAUUAUACUUCUAUACAGGUUUUUGGUACAUCUAUAGAUAGAAAUGGCAUAAACUGGUA
Lycium ferocissimum is the source of this 3422-nucleotide messenger RNA. Its product is annotated as U-box domain-containing protein 33-like. Lineage: Eukaryota; Viridiplantae; Streptophyta; Magnoliopsida; Solanales; Solanaceae. Gene Ontology annotation, biological process: protein phosphorylation; protein ubiquitination. The coding region runs from base 615 to 3251 and encodes 878 amino acids. The transcript is spliced from 9 exons. The record is from RefSeq and is a predicted model, not a curated record. Gene Ontology annotation, molecular function: ubiquitin-protein transferase activity; ATP binding; protein kinase activity.